AUGGACCAGAAUGGACGCCCGGCCGUCCAGGUGGUUAUCAACGGCUAUGACCAGACGCAGGCCUACAGAUCCAACAUGCACCUCCAGAAUCAGCCGCGGCCACUGUCCGUAGACGAGGCAUUAAAGUACUCGUCCAUGUCCAGCGCGCCUGUAUUUGGUCUCGACUGUAUCAUUCACCCUGACGUUGGGCGACCCUCAAAUACCACCUCGAUCAACCACGUACUACAAGAAGGCCGUAAGACGUUGGGCGGAUUGGAUGCGGAGAUACAGUCCGGACAGGAUGAAUCCAGUCGUUUAGAGACGUCCCGGGAAUACCUACAACAGUUGCUGGAUGGAAAUGAAUUGACAGAAUUCAAGUUCAAGCUCCCCCGUGCCCCCGCUCGCAGUCAACAGUUACGACCAAACGCACCCGAUGGAGCUCUUUCUGGUCGCAGCAGUCUAGGCUCUUUUGCCCGGAUGAUGCUCGAUUCUACCGACAUUGCAUUUAGAUAUCCCGAAGCAUCACCAACGACCAAUCUCGAGAAUAAAGACUCCACUCCGAAGACAGCUGCUUCCUUGAACCAGCGUGCUCAUCUUACGAACAAAUCGGUCUCAGCCUCCUCUGAGCCAACACGUGCUCCAUCUUCAAGCCAAGUAUCCGUGGUUAUCCCAGCCAAACCCUUACCCCCUUAUAAUGGUCAGAUGAGUGCGAAAAAGUCCAAAUCGAAGACAGAAGGUGAAGACGCAACGGCGGCGGUGCGAAUGAAAGACCAAAAAGCGGAGGCAGAUGCAGCUCUGCUAAACCUGCAAGACUUCCUCCACGAAGUUUUCGAAGCAGAAGACCAAAUGGAAUCUAAUACUUCAACCCACACGAAUAUCGACGAUCCAAAUCCCUUAUUCGUGCAAACAAGAUCAUUGGAGGUGCAAGGAGAGGUGCUGUCUUCAGAUGCCCACAGUCGCCUCCAGAAAGUCAUUCGAAAAGUCGCGGGAUUCGACCGACUCCAGGACAUACCAUCUGAUUAUCUCAAUCGAAUCCAAAAAUUGUGCGAAAAGCCCAUCAUUGCUGCACAAAAACCUGAUUUGAGCUUGAAUGAUACGUCAAGUGAGAUUGAAUCUCAGGAAUGGCUGGGGAAGGUCGAAGACGUAUUCAAUGCACUUCUUGCAAUCGGCACGUUGUUGCAGACGAUGUCUGGACGCCAGACGGAGCGCGACCUCUGCCCUGAAGAUCUCAUCGAGGCCAUUCCGAACGUUCUCAAUCAAGUCUUUGACCACUGCAUCAUUCCUGCAGUGGAAUCACGUCCUGGUGGCAAAGAUGGCCAACACUUCCACUUCUUCUCAACCCAAAAGCGGAUCAUAGGAAGCCUUGUUUAUCAGAGCAAGAAGGUCUUAACCCUCUUUGCAGACUUUCUGUCUCGAAUUGAUGUCUCCGAAGGCACGAUCACGGCCGCUGAGUUCUUCGCCUCCAAAUUAAUCUUCGUGGAAAACGCCCACAAUGACAAGGACUCUGCUUUGGGCCAUCAAAAAUACGAACCCGCAAGACGCGGUGCGAUGGAGGUGCUUGCGAAGGUGUUUUCCAAAUAUCCCGAACAACGACCCUUCAUUCUGGAUGAGAUCCUGGUCUCAUUGGAGAAACUUCCGACCACACGCCAAAACGCAAGGCAAUUUAAGGUUGCAGACGGAAAGAACAUUCAACUUCUUACCGCACUUGUUUUGCAGCUUGUUCAGACAACGGCGUUGGAAACGCCCUCGCGACCAAAGACCAAACGCCAGGUCAAGACUCAAACUGACGAUGACCAUGACGAGCUCAUGGGCGAUGGUGAAGAUAACACGAAAAAUGAGUCAGAUGACGACGAGUCGGACGAGUCGUUGGAACGCCUCGCAACCAAAGCCAACAGACUUUAUGACAACGCCAUGCGCUCUGCACAAUACAUCGUGAAGUUCAUCGUUCAGCGAGCUAUGAACUCAACGAAGACCGGUGAUCAACCAUACAGGAACAUUCUCGAUCUUUUCACUCAGGACCUGAUCAACGUACUUGGAUCUGCUGACUGGCCGGCUGCAGAAUUACUUCUCCGGAUCUUGGCAUCUCACAUGGUUGGCCUCGCUGAUCAAGACAAGAGUCCAGCGACUGCCAAGAGCAUGGCACUUGAGCUCCUGGGCUGGAUGGGAUCUGCCAUUUCAGACCUGAUAGCAACCGCUCAGCACAUGCUCCCAGCGCUGGAAGAUUCCGAUUCAGAACUCACCGACUAUCUCAAACAACAAUUUGAGGAAUUCAAUUCCCGAGCAUUGCACCCGCAAGAUCUCAUUGUGCCGACUGGUCCAUAUAGAAUGGCACUCGAACACCUUUUGCAGGACAAAAAUUCCGAUAACUGGCAACUGAUUAGCGCACGAGGCUACUACUUGGCUCAAUGGGCCAAAACUGUUUGCACUCUUUACUACAACUCCGAGGACCAGGAGGAAAUGGCACAUGAUGAUGUGACCUAUGACUUGAUUGUUCUUUUGACGAGAUCCUUUUCAGACCCUCGCUGGCUGGAGACCCAUAAGGAAUUUGAUAACAUUACCAAUGCCCAUGGGAAAUUCGCCUACAUUCUGACAGUCUUGAACUCAGGCUUUGGAAAAGCCUUUGACACUAUUCUCAAAGUUCUCUUGAACUCUUUCACCGGUGAUUCGGCCAAGGUGCGCAGCCGCAGUCUGAAAAGUGUUAUCUACAUGCUCGAGAAAGACCCGAACCUUCUUGAUCGAGAUGCUUCUGUCCUGCGCGUGAUUUUGCGAUGUACCACAGAUGCCUCGCCCAUGGUCCGAGACUCUGCCCUUCAAUUGAUCGGGCAAUGUAUUGCCUUGAAGCCCAAGCUCGAAGAAGAAGGUUGUCGAAGCAUUCUCGCCUGUGCAGCGGAUACUACGGCUGGUGUCCGGAAACGCUGCAUUGGGCUGUUGAAAGACCUAUACCACAAAACAUCUCGGCGGGAAUUGAAACUAGUCAUCCUCGACAGCUUUCUUCAACGUACAGGUGACACUGAAGAGAGCGUGGCAUCGUUGGCCCGACAAACCUUCGAGGAAAUAUGGCUUGUUCCAUUCCACGACUCCAUUGAUUCAUCUGAUGGCCCGAAACUCAAGAUUGCUCUUGGCGAACAAGUGGCCCUCAUUGUCGGCCUAGCCGAACGCAGUGACACUGCACUUGAUUCUCUUAGCAUCUGCUUACAAGCUGUGCUUUCAGAUAAAUCCAAGUCCACUGCAUUGAACUUCAAAGUUUGCAAGGCUAUGGUUGCUACCAUGUUCCAGAAACUUGUAGAAGAAUCAGAUUCCAGCAAAGAGUCCCAACAAGCUCUUUUACAGACAAUCACUGUUUUCGCCAAGGCAAACGCAAAGCUAUUCAGCCCAGAUCAGUUGGAAGCUCUCCACCCCUAUAUCGGAAAUCUUUCUACCACAGAUGAUCUUUUCAUAUUCCGAUCAGUUGUGGUUAUUUAUCGUUGCAUUCUUCCGUAUUUAUCCUCGUCACACAACACUCUCCUGAAGGAAGUACAAAAUGAUCUCUUCAAAAUCAUCGCCAAGCUUCCUCGUGGUGAGCUCAAUGAAGUCAUGGGCUGUUUGUGGACCAUCAACGGUGUUCUACUAAACACCAUUCGACUGGUAAAGUUGACACUCUCAUUGCUGAGACCUCUGAAGCGGUACAAGGAUAUGGAUCUUUCCUCGAGUGGGUAUGCUGCGGAUCUGAACCGUGCCACUAGUUAUAUCCGCAUUGCAGGCUGUGUUGGGGGCCAUUGCGACCUUGACAAGUUUGCAUCGCAUUUCAAGAACGACUUUCCGACAUGGUCUGGUAAAUCGGUGGCAGGGUUGAUGGUUGAUCUCAUCAUCCCUUUUUCUACAAAAGCUCAGCCCUUGGAACUUAGAGUUAACGCUCUCGAAAGCCUAGGAUCUAUCUGCCAAUCAUGGCCUGGCCAAUUUGGCCGAGAGUGUACCCGGCAGACCUUUGCUCAAACUUUCAAGGAAGAUGCUCCAAAUUUGCAAAACCUUGUGCUCAAAUCAUUUGCAGCUUUCUUUGCUAUCCACGAAGGCAAGUCUGAAAAAGCUGUCAUUCCAACCGCAGACACCGCUGGCCAGGAAGAUACAACUCGAUUGGGCGGUUCUCUGAGAGCCAGUGACAAUGACGGUGCCGCUGCUUUGAUUGCCCAGCACUUCCUCUCCAACAUGAUACAGGUGGCACAAUCGCGCCAGGAUACUUACUCUUUGACUGCCAUUCAACUUAUUGCAAGCAUCAAUCGACAAGGGUUGGUGCAUCCGAAGCAGUGCGCGGGUGUUCUUGUUUCCCUGGAGACGUCGACGGUGUCUGAUAUCGCGAAAGUUGCGUUUGAUACUCACAAGGCGCAGCACCAGCAGUAUGAAACCAUGUUUGAGCGGGAAUACAUGCGAGCUGUGCAAGAGGCAUUCUAUUACCAGCGUGAUAUUGUUGGCGAUUCGAAUGGGGCUCGGCACCGACCUUACAUUUCGAAGCUUGCACCGUUAUUCGAGAUUGUCAAAAUCAGCAACAGUCGGUACCAAAAGAAAUUCCUCUCAAACCUUUGCGCCAAGGUCAACUUCGAACUGAAGAAGCUUGAUGUGACUGGAAACCCCCCGCAGCACCUCUUGCUGUCACGUUUCAUAUCACAGAACCUGGCAUUUUUCGAAUACGGCCAAUUGGCUGAACUUGUGCCAACCAUUUCGUGCAUUGAACGCAUCGUUUCCUCAACGGGCACCAUCGUUGCACACGCUAUCGAGACCGAGAUCUCUCCUGCCCCGAUUGGCGCGCCCCAGUUAGAUAGCUCAAACGGAAUGAUGCCAGGAUUUGCGCCUGAGAUGCAGCCGUCGACAUUCAUGCCGCGACCAACCAAUCCUGCAACCUUGAGAUUACUGGCGACUGCAGCCGCGUCAUUGUCAAUGCUUUGGGAAGCUCGAACAUACCUUCGCCGUGUUUACGGACUGAAUGCCCAUAGCAAGACUAACGGCAAACCUGCCGCAAAGGAUCUCAACAAAACCGCAACCAAGGUGCAUGGAGUGACCGGCGAUAAGGUCUGGGAAGCUAUCGCCAGGAAUAUGACCGCUCUAGACAGCGAAGAAUCGAUGCACCACAAGUGCCGCGAGUUUGCAACCUUGCUCUCCAUCGACGAUGAGUUCAGGGUGGAUGCAGACGAGGACGCAGAAGGGGAUAGUCUCGACGCCAUUGGAGAAGACGACACGGGAACUGCCCUGACCGGCUCUCGGCCCAUGAAGCGCAAGAACUCCGUCUCUAGCUCGAAUCUCAACAAGCGGCCCAAGAGCCGCAAGGGUUCCACCGGAAGAAAGAAAUCUAGUGAGCCGGACGACGAACUUGCUUGGGAUUAA
Molecule: messenger RNA, 5331 nt
Organism: Penicillium arizonense
Lineage: Eukaryota; Fungi; Ascomycota; Eurotiomycetes; Eurotiales; Aspergillaceae
Product: putative sister chromatid cohesion protein Mis4
Exons: 4
Coding region: 1-5331 (1776 amino acids)
Biological process (GO): establishment of protein localization to chromatin; replication-born double-strand break repair via sister chromatid exchange; regulation of gene expression
Cellular component (GO): Scc2-Scc4 cohesin loading complex
Molecular function (GO): chromatin binding
Source: RefSeq, a predicted model, not a curated record